AUGCUUGCUAGAAGAAUUAUUCUGAAAAAUCGCUUGGCUUAUUGCCGUCGCUUGUCUUCUAGUAGUAGUGCUUCUACUAUUACUAGUACUAAUACUACUACUAAUACAUCACCAACAACAUCACCAACCCCCCCAACAAAUAAAACCUCCCAGACAAUACCCAACCAGAACCAAGACCAACCCAUCAUCCCAAGAGUCACCCCAGUCACCAAAAAGGCCCAUUUUUCAGAACCUCCUCCAGAAGUAGACAAUGAUGGACUCUUCCUCUCAAUUAAGUCCCAGGUCCAGGCUCAUAAACAGCUCUCAGUAAAACAAACUAACCUCGAAUAUCUCGAAAAAAACCUCGGCAAACACCACCAGAUCAACUCCUUUGCUGACCUCCCCCUAGAGUUUGGCCAUAAUCAACACAUCGCCAUCAAUAAUGAUAUGCGUGAACGUCUGCGCUCUAUUCUCUGGAACUUCAAUGCCCCAAUAAAAUACGCAUUUGCUUACGGAUCUGGCGUCUUCACUCAAGGUGCCGCCUCAGAUGCUUCAAAACCUCAAGUUGAUCUCAUCUUUGGCGUCUCCUACACAGAACACUGGCAUUCUCUCAACAUGCGCCAAAACCCAAGUCAUUACUCUUCUCUUCGCUGGCUUGGCUCAGGUGCCGUCUCCUUUGUCCAAGAUAAACUUGGCUCAGGAGUUUACUUUAACCCAUAUGUGGAAAUCGAUGGUGUCAAAAUCAAGUAUGGCGUCGUCAAUGUUAAUACCCUGCUACAUGACCUCUCAUCUUGGAACACUCUUUACCUCGCUGGCCGCCUACAUAAACCAGUCAAGAUUCUUCGUGAUGACCCUCGUAUCCGCUUUGCAAAUCAAGCUAACCUCAUUUCUGCUCUGCGUACGGCCCUUCUGUUACUUCCAGAAUCCUUCUCAGAACUCGAUCUUUAUACAACCCUCGCUGGCAUUUCUUACAUGGGCGACCCCCGCAUGGCCUUUGGUGAAAACCCUAACAAGGUUCGCAACAUUGUUCACAACCAGUUUGUUAACUUCCGCAGCCUCUACUCGCCCAUCCUCGAUGUGCUCCCCAAUGUCGAGCUCCAGUCCUCGGCAAAGUUUGCUCUCGAGUCCAACCGCGACAUUGCUGUUGCAACCCUUCGCCAGGAUAUGGACCCCAAGCCCCGCGGUAAUAUGGUUGCCCGUCUUCCUACUGAUUUCAGAAACAAAAUUUACUUACAAUACUCGAGCUCCCCAGUCCAAGAUCAUCCCAUGGGCUCCAAACUCGACCAGAAGAUUGCCGCAGACGUCGCAGGCCUUCAAGGCCAAGUUGCACGCGCAAUCAAAAACACGGUCCAAUGGCCGUCCUUUACGCAAUCAGUCAAGGGGGUCUUGACUGCAGGUGUUUACAGAAGUACAAAGUAUGCUUUAGAAAAGCUUUCCAAGGCUCGGACAGCCAAAAAGGAUUAA
Magnusiomyces paraingens is the source of this 1443-nucleotide messenger RNA. RefSeq lists its product as uncharacterized. Gene Ontology annotation, cellular component: mitochondrion. The transcript has a single exon. Gene Ontology annotation, biological process: CDP-diacylglycerol biosynthetic process; cardiolipin biosynthetic process. The record is from RefSeq and is a predicted model, not a curated record. Gene Ontology annotation, molecular function: phosphatidate cytidylyltransferase activity. The coding region runs from base 1 to 1443 and encodes 480 amino acids. Lineage: Eukaryota; Fungi; Ascomycota; Dipodascomycetes; Dipodascales; Dipodascaceae.